AUGGCCGGAGACAGCGAGACGCACCUGAAGGACCGCGGGGACAACAGCAGCGUGGUUCGACAGCCUUUCCUCAUCGGGGUCUCCGGGGGCACCGCCAGCGGAAAGUCGUCGGUAUGUGAGAAAAUCAUGGAGCUGCUGGGGCAGGACAAGAUCGACCACCACCAGAGGCAGGUGGCGAUCCUCAGCCAGGACAGCUUCUACAAGGUGCUGACCCCAGAGCAGAAGGCCAAGGCUUCGAAGGGACAGUUCAACUUUGAUCAUCCAGAUGCCUUUGACAAUGAGCUAAUCAUGCAGACACUCAAGGACAUCCUGCAGGGCAAGACUGUCCAGAUCCCUUUAUAUGACUUUGUUACUCAUUCCAGGAAAGAGGAGUUUAUCACGGUGUAUCCGGCUGAUGUGGUCCUGUUCGAGGGGAUCCUCAUGUUCUACUCUCAGGAGAUUAGAGAUCUGUUCCAGAUGAAGCUGUUUGUUGACACAGAUCCAGACACACGCCUCUCCCGCAGAGUUUUGAGAGACAUCAGUGAGCGUGGACGAGAGCUGGAGCAAGUGCUAGCUCAGUACAUUACCUUUGUGAAACCGGCCUUUGAGGAGUUCUGUUUGCCAACAAAGAAGUAUGCAGAUGUGAUUAUUCCACGAGGAGCAGAUAACCUUGUGGCGAUCAACUUGAUAGUACAGCACAUCCAGGACAUUCUGAACGGCGGGCUGAACAAGCGUCACAAUGGCUGCCUGAACGGCCACAGCACCCCACGUCAGCGGAGGACCUCCGAGUCCAGCAGCCGGCCUCAUUGACCUCGCCACACCUCUCUCACAGUGUGGAGAGGGGUGUGGGGGUUGUGCUGUAAAUAACGCCUGUUGAAAUCACUGUAUUUAAGAAAAGUGGGAAGGAAAAAAAAAUUUAAAGAAUUGAAAUGCCUUUUAUUAUACGAUGACUACUCUCGUUCUUAGUUCCUUUUUGCCGUAAUUGUUGGACGUAGGAUGCAGAUUUGUCAGGAGGGUAAAAGAGAAGCUCUUCUCGAGAUGAGACCAUGGGUUUAAAUUGACCCUUUCAUUUUUCUCCCAUAUUGCAUUAUGGUUUUUUUUAUGUAUCCCCUGCUGCUCCAUGGAAAUUCAUGUCGAUAAUGAAUAAAAGAGGGGGAAACCUUUUUUAUUCUGUAAUGUCUGAUAACACUUGAACCCCUAAUGCCUGGGGGAGUUGGAUUAAUGUUUGGCUGAGUUCCAAACUAGAAGUAUAUGGAAUAGAAGAUGAGUUAAGCAAACCAGGAUUGCACUCUGUAUUUGUACUGACAAUCUUGGUGCUGUUUCCUACCUUUUUAUUUCUCUGUGUUGUUCGGUGUAAUGAGUCACACUAGAAGUCUGUUUACUACACAAAGUGUCCACCAUGUUGAUACUGUGUAAAGUCUGCAGCAGCAGAAACACGCCACAUGAUUCUCUGUACUGACGCAGAAUAAGGCCGACAAGUGAGCGGCUCGAAGGUUCAAACGCCUAUUGAGUCCAGUGUUGUGGUUAUUGAUACAGUUUUGGGACACUUAGCCUAUUGUGUCGUGACUGUCCCUAUCAAGACAUAUAAUACACCUACUUCUAUGUCUUUAAAAAGGUGAUUAAAUAUCUUAGUUUCAAAAGACAGAAACAGCCCUGUUGAAUAAAAUUCAAUUAUGAUGUAUACUCUCAGGUUGAUUACACCAUCAUGGUUUGAGACGUCAGAAUUAAAAGGAAAAGGGUGUGACAAAGGUGUUCAAUGCCACAGCAAUAUCAACUAUUCCAGGUGUGUGGCCGUUUAUAACCAGGACCCACCGCAAUGCCUCUGCAAAGUUGCCUCAGGUUUCGCUAACAUGUACAGCCAGUAGCAACCAAUUUCCAUUAUAACACAAGGUUACAAUAAAAGCUGUCGAAUUCAUUUUGUAUUCUACGUGCUGUAUUUGUUGUGUAAAGUGUAUAUGAAUGAAUGAUUUGUACUAUGAGAUUUGUACUGUACGGCUGGUGAAUUGGCCGGAAGGAGUAUUUCGAUGAUUUACAGGAUUUUCGUCAAAUUGCUUAAUGGUCAAUAAAGUGAUACAGCCCAAA
Molecule: messenger RNA, 2061 nt
Organism: Limanda limanda (common dab)
Lineage: Eukaryota; Metazoa; Chordata; Actinopteri; Pleuronectiformes; Pleuronectidae
Gene: uck2b
Product: uridine-cytidine kinase 2b
Exons: 7
Coding region: 1-789 (262 amino acids)
Cellular component (GO): cytosol; cytoplasm
Molecular function (GO): kinase activity; ATP binding
Source: RefSeq, a predicted model, not a curated record